Mercurialis annua (annual mercury) is the source of this 4335-nucleotide messenger RNA. Its product is annotated as kinesin-like protein KIN-14E. The transcript has 24 exons. NCBI's taxonomy places the organism in Eukaryota, Viridiplantae, Streptophyta, Magnoliopsida, Malpighiales, Euphorbiaceae. Gene Ontology annotation, molecular function: oxidoreductase activity; ATP binding; microtubule binding. The record is from RefSeq and is a predicted model, not a curated record. Gene Ontology annotation, cellular component: cytoskeleton. Gene Ontology annotation, biological process: microtubule-based movement. The coding region runs from base 266 to 4063 and encodes 1265 amino acids.
AAGGAUAAUAGAAAUUCAAAACAUAGAAUUGGCAGAUUGGCUCUUCGUCUUUUACCUGAACUAAGCAGCCAUUAAUAACACUCCCGUGAUUCUUACCUUCCUCUUUCUCUCUCUUCACGUUUCUCUCACUUCACCCUUUAAACUUCUUCGUCUUCUUCCUUCAGCUCAGCUCAGCUCAGAUCUUUCGCUCACUUUGCAUUUCGCCGGCCGUCGAUCUAUGGAUUUUACUUGCAUUGCCGCUCUCUCCGCCUGAAUUGCAGUGUAAAUGGCUCAAAGUAUGAGAUCAAAUUUGCCUUCAUUCAGUUCGAGUUAUAGAAAUGAAGACACUCCGUUGCACCAUGCUUCUGCCUCUGCUUCUAUUGCCAAUGGGGAUCAUGGUUAUGACAGUGAUGGCUCCAAUUUCUCUACACCCUCGCAAGCAUCCAUUGCUGCUGGUAUUCCCCCAGAACUUGCUAGUGCUAUACCUUUGAUUGAUAAAUUCCAGGUUGAGGGAUUCUUAAGGCAGAUGCAGAAACAGAUUCAAUCCACCGGAAAACGCGGGUUUUUCUCCAAAAAAACUGCAGGUCAUUCUAUGCGUGAAAGAUUCACUUUUGAAGACAUGCUUUGUUUCCAGAAGGAUCCCAUACCCACAUCAAUGCUUAAAAUUAAUAGCGACUUGAUAAGUCGAGCCACUAAAUUGUUCCAAAUAAUAUUAAAAUACAUAGGAGUUGAUUCAUCUGAUCGAGUAGCUCCUGUGAGCUUGGAUGAACGGGUGGAACUUGUUGGGAAAUUAUAUAAGCAUACGCUUAAGCGUGCAGAGCUUCGAGAUGAACUUUUUGCUCAGAUUUCAAAGCAAACCAGGAAUAAUCCUGACAGACAAUACUUGAUUAAAGCAUGGGAGCUUAUGUAUUUAUGUGCAUCCUCCAUGCCUCCUAGCAAGGACAUUGGUGGAUAUUUGUCCGAAUAUGUUCAUAAUGUAGCGUAUGGUACAAGUACGGACUCUGAGGUCCAGGUCCUUGCUGUAAAUACUCUAAAUGCUUUGAAGAGCUCUGUGAAGGCUGGUCCUAGACACACAAUACCAGGACGUGAGGAAAUUGAAGCUCUUCUCACUGGUCGAAAGCUAACAACCAUAGUGUUCUUUUUGGAUGAAACUUUUGAAGAAAUCACGUAUGGCAUGGCAACGACUGUGUCUGAUGCUGUCGAGGAACUUGCUGGGAUAAUUAAGCUGUCAGCAUAUUCUAGCUUUAGUCUCUUCGAGUGUCGUAAAGUUGUUACUGGUUCCAAGUCACCUGAUCCCGGGAAUGAGGAGUACAUUGGGCUAGACGACAACAAAUAUAUAGGGGAUUUGUUGGCGGAAUUCAAGGCAGCCAAAGAUCGAAGUAAAGGAGAAAUUUUGCACUGUAAAUUGACAUUUAAGAAAAAGCUGUUUCGCGAGUCAGAUGAAGCUGUAACAGAUCCAAUGUUUGUGCAAUUAUCAUAUGUUCAAUUACAACAUGACUAUAUAUUGGGCAAUUAUCCUGUUGGAAGAGAUGAUGCUGCACAGCUGUCUGCAUUGCAGAUUUUGGUUGAGAUUGGAUUUGUUAAUAGCCCUGAAUCAUGCACUGAUUGGACAUCUCUCCUUGAACGCUUUCUACCUAGACAAAUCGCAAUAACACGAGGAAAGCGGGAAUGGGAGUUAGAUAUUCUUUCCCGUUAUCGUUCAGUGGAAAAUCUGACAAAAGAUGAUUCGAGACAACAAUUUCUGCGAAUAUUGAGGACACUUCCUUAUGGGAAUUCUGUUUUCUUUAGUGUCCGUAAGAUUGAUGAUCCUAUUGGGCUUUUACCAGGGCGGAUUAUUUUGGGCAUUAAUAAGCGAGGGGUACAUUUUUUCCGUCCUGUUCCAAAAGAAUAUUUACAUUCAGCAGAGUUGAGAGACAUAAUGCAAUUCGGUAGCAGCAAUACUGCUGUUUUCUUUAAGAUGAGAGUCGCAGGGGUUCUACAUAUAUUCCAGUUUGAGACCAAGCAGGGAGAAGAAAUUUGUGUUGCUCUUCAAACACACAUCAAUGAUGUCAUGCUGCGGCGUUAUUCUAAAGCUAGGUCCACAGCAAGUGGCUUAGUGAAUGGUGAUCUUUCUAACAAUUUUAAGCCCCCUAAUGUGGAGAUUUAUGAGAAACGUGUACAGGAAUUAUCUAAAAGCAUUGAUGAAUCUCAAAAGAAUAUUGACCAGUUAAUGGAAGAAUUGAACGAGAAACAAAGGCAAGAAGUGAAAUUGCAAGAUGAACUGGAGGGCUUGAAAGAUUCCUUGAGGUUUGAAGAGGAAAAAUUGGUAGAAGUUGCUUGUGAUCGUGAUAGACUUAGAUCAAUUUGUGCUGAAAAAGAUACAGCGCUUCAAGCUGCAUUAUUGGAGAAGAGGAAUAUGGAAAUAAGGCUAACCACUUUCAAUAAUCUAGUUGCAGAGGGUAAUGCCAAAAAGGAUACGAGUGUAUCUAAUAAACAGGUUUUGCAUAAUCUUCAAGAUGAACUGAAACUGCGGAAUGAAGAGUUGCAUGCAUUAAAAGAAAGUAUGAAAAGAUUUACAGAUGAAAAAGUGUCUUUGGAACAGAAGAUCUCUAUGCUCGAAAAGAAAAGAGUUGAAGAGAUGGAAUUGCUUGAGAAAAAAAUUGAACAAGAACGCAAAACCUUCAAGCUUAGAAUGAUUGAACUUGAGAAUAAUCUGGGAGGUGUUAGACAAGCUUUAGCUUCCGCUGAAUCAACUCUUGUAAUUAGGAAUUCGGAUUUGGCCGCCUUGCAGAAUAAUCUAAAGGAACUAGAGGAACUUAGAGAAAUGAAAGAGGACAUUGAUAGAAAGAAUGAGCAAACUGCCACCAUCUUGAAGAUGCAAGGAGCCCAACUUGCUGAGCUUGAUGCGCUUUAUAAGGAAGAACAAGUUUUGAGGAAAAGAUAUUUUAAUACCAUUGAAGAUAUGAAAGGCAAGAUUAGGGUUUUCUGUCGUUUAAGACCUCUGAGUGAGAAAGAGAUUGCUGAAAAGGAAAGCUCCAUCGUAACUAGAACAGAUGAAUUUACAGUUGAACAUCCUUGGAAAGAUGAUAAAGCAAAACAACACUUAUAUGAUCAUGUAUUUGAUGGCAAUGCCACCCAGGAAGAUGUAUUUGAGGAUACAAGACACUUGGUUCAGUCUGCUGUUGAUGGGUAUAAUGUCUGCAUAUUUGCUUAUGGGCAAACUGGUUCUGGGAAAACAUUUACAAUUUAUGGCUCUGAGGGUAACCCUGGACUGACACCACGUGCUACUGCAGGACUUUUUAAAAUUUUAAGGCGUGAUAGCAAGAAAAUCUCAUAUUCGCUCAAGGCCUAUGUCGUGGAGCUAUACCAAGAUACAAUUGUGGACCUUUUGUUGCCAAAGAAUGUGAAGCCUUUGAAAUUGGAUAUUAAAAAAGACUCAAAGGGCAUGGUAAGCAUUGAAAAUGUAACAGUUGUAUCAAUCUCAACCUUUGAAGAAUUACAAAAUAUUAUCCAAAGAGGAUUUGAAAAGCGGCAUACUUCUGGAACUCACAUGAAUGAAGAGAGUUCAAGAUCUCAUUUGAUACUUUCAAUCAUUAUUGAAAGUACCAACCUUCAGACUCAAUCAGUUGCAAGAGGAAAGUUAAGUUUUGUGGAUCUUGCCGGUUCAGAGAGAAUCAAGAAAUCAGGUUCUUCCGGUUGUCAACUUAAGGAGGCUCAAAGUAUCAACAAGUCUCUUUCAGCACUUGGAGAUGUGAUUAGUGCUCUGUCUUCUGGUAGUCAACACAUACCUUAUAGAAACCACAAGUUAACUAUGUUAAUGAGUGAUUCUCUCGGCGGCAAUGCCAAGACGCUAAUGUUCGUGAACGUGUCGCCGGCUGAAUCAAAUUUGGACGAGACAUACAACUCCCUCAUGUAUGCUUCAAGAGUUCGAUCAAUUGUGAAUGAUCCUAGCAAAAAUGUUUCGUCAAAAGAGAUAGCUCGACUGAAAAAGUUAGUUGCUUAUUGGAAAGAGCAAGCGGGUAAAAAGGGCGACGAUGAAGAGUACGAAGAGAUCCAAGAAGAACGACCAUCGAAAGAUAGGGUAGAUGGCCGCCAUUCGAUGUAAACAGAAUUUUUUGUGGAGUUUUUUGGUUUUAGUUAUAUCUGCCACUAAGAUGAAAGUGGUAGAUUUGGAGAGUUUUGAUCCUUUUUACAGUUUCAGAUGAUCUUAUUGUACUGAUGCUCAAGAAAGCUGGUGUAGCUCAAAGGAGUUAGGAUGUAUAGUAAAUAUCUGUAUAUAUAUUUUUUUAAAAAAUUACAUUCCACUGUUUGUUCUUGUAUGGAAAUUAUGUUUCAUGAAAUGAUAAAUUACAACUGAUCCAAAUCAAAGUUUGUUAA